Momordica charantia (bitter melon) is the source of this 1130-nucleotide messenger RNA. It is a transcript of the gene SSP5, whose product is annotated as SCP1-like small phosphatase 5. Gene Ontology annotation, molecular function: phosphatase activity. NCBI's taxonomy places the organism in Eukaryota, Viridiplantae, Streptophyta, Magnoliopsida, Cucurbitales, Cucurbitaceae. The record is from RefSeq and is a predicted model, not a curated record.
AACUCAGAAUUUACUGUUCAUGGCGAUCAAGAGAUGACUUACAAUACAGGGGAUGCAAGUCUAUCAUCUGAAGUAUCAGCUAUAUAUCUUGCCAUGAAGAACUCUAAGCUGGAGUGUGUCGAUGAGCAUGCCCACGAUACUAUAGCAGCUGAAGUUCACAUGCAGGAUGAUGAAUAUGAAGAAAUAGAUGAUUUUGAUCCUUACUUUUUCAUCAAGAAUCUACCUGAGUUAUCUGCAGUUGUCCCAACUUAUCGACCUAUGCUACUACCAAAACAGACUCGGAGUUGUCCUCCUACCACCCUUGUUUUGGACUUGGAUGAAACUCUGGUGCAUUCUUCACUUGAACCUUGUGAUGAUGCUGAUUUUACAUUUCCUGUAAAUUUCAACCUCCAGGAGCAUACAGUUUAUGUUAGAUGCCGGCCUUAUCUCAGAGAUUUCAUGGAAGCAGUUGCUCGACAUUUCGAGAUUAUCAUAUUUACAGCCAGUCAGAGUAUUUAUGCAGAGCAGCUUCUGAAUGUUCUUGAUCCAAAGAGGAAGAUAUUUCGACAUCGUGUUUUCCGCGAGUCGUGUGUUUUUGUUGAUGGGAAUUAUCUCAAAGAUUUAUCAGUUCUUGGGCGUGAUUUGUCUCGUGUUAUUAUUGUUGAUAAUUCUCCACAGGCAUUUGGGUUCCAAGUGGACAAUGGAAUACCGAUAGAGAGCUGGUUCGAUGAUCGUUCGGAUAAAGAAUUGCUUCUGUUACUUCCCUUUUUGGAAACGUUGGUUGGAGUUGAAGACGUCCGACCGCUGAUUGCAAAAAAGUUCAACCUUAGACAGAAAAUAGCCGCUGCUGUUUAUCCUUCACUGAAUUCAAAUAGAGAUCCCUUUGAAAGGCAAGCCUCUAAUAUGUAUUAAAAUUUUGUGGGUUGUUGGAAUAAGAACGAACGAUAUUCUCCCUAUUUAACAUAUUUGCUCUCUCCUUAGUAUUUUUCGAUCUUUAUUUUUUCAAUCAACAAGAAUAGAAAAAGUUAUUAGGUCAUUAGGAUUAAUGGUAAAAAUGAUGAAUCUAAUAUUAGGUGCCAGCGUCGAUGAAGUCUAAUACUUGGGUAUUUGAUUUCUUGGGAGAAUAAUAAUUGGUUUGAGGCUUUUAGUUG